CCAUUAUUUGUGUGGUUAGGUACACUAUACAAAUUGCGUUACUCAUGCAUUUCUUCUAUAAAGUUGGAAAAGUUGAAUAGUGAGUUAAGAGAGAAUUGAAAAACUUACUUAUCUCUAAUGGCUUCUUCAAUCAGAAUCUCAAGACUCAUUUCUCGUUCAUUUUCUUCUGCUUCUUCUAUUUCUUUGUUUUCUCGUGGUGGGAAUGGUUAUGUGGGUGGAUUACUCUCUAAAUACAGUACUGCUGCUGCUGUUGAAGAACAACCAAUUAAGCCAACGGUACAAGUAGACCACACACAACUCUUAAUUGAUGGCAAAUUUGUAGAUGCUGCUUCUGGUAAAACUUUUCCAACAUUGGAUCCAAGGACAGGGGAAGUGAUUGCUCAUGUUGCUGAAGGUCACGCUGAAGAUGUUGAUAGAGCGGUUGCUGCUGCACGUCAAGCAUUCGAUCAUGGGCCAUGGCCUAAGAUGACAGCCUAUGAAAGGCAAAGGAUAUUGUUGCGUGCUGCUGAUCUAAUUGAAAAACAUAACGAUGAACUUGCAGCACUUGAGACUUGGGAUAAUGGGAAGCCAUUUGAACAAUCUGCUAAAACUGAAGUCCCAAUGCUGGUUCGCCUAAUUCGUUACUAUGCUGGUUGGGCAGAUAAGAUUCAUGGUCUCACAAUUCCAGCUGAUGGACCACAUCAUGUGCAAACAUUGCACGAACCGAUCGGUGUUGCUGGUCAGAUUAUUCCAUGGAACUUUCCUCUUCUCAUGUUUGGUUGGAAGGUCGGUCCGGCAUUGGCAUGCGGCAACACUGUUGUUUUGAAAACAGCUGAGCAGACACCAUUGUCGGCUUUGUAUGCAGCAAAACUAUUUCAUGAGGCUGGACUUCCUCCUGGUGUUUUGAAUAUAGUGUCUGGAUUUGGUGCAACUGCAGGUGCUGCUCUUGCUAGUCACAUGGAUGUUGACAAGCUUGCAUUUACAGGUUCAACUGAUACUGGAAAAGCCGUUCUUCAACUGGCAGCAAAAAGCAAUCUUAAACCUGUAACUUUGGAGCUUGGUGGAAAAUCUCCUUUUAUUGUAUGCGAAGAUGCUGAUGUAGAUCAAGCUGUCGAGCUAGCACACUCUGCCUUAUUUUUCAACCAGGGACAAUGUUGCUGCGCUGGAUCUCGGACGUUUGUACACGAAAGUGUGUAUGACGAGUUUGUUGAGAAAGCAAAGGCUCGUGCUUUGAAACGUGCUGUGGGAGAUCCCUUCAAGUCAGGAACCGAGCAAGGUCCUCAGAUUGAUUCAAAGCAAUUUGAGAAAAUACUGAAGUACAUUAAAUCUGGUGUUGAAAAUGGUGCUACACUUGAAACUGGAGGAGAAAGGCUUGGCAGCAAGGGCUUCUAUAUUCAGCCUACUGUCUUCUCAAAUGUUCAGGAUGACCAUCUGAUUGCAAAGGAGGAGAUAUUUGGUCCAGUGCAAUCCAUAUUAAAAUUCAAGGACCUUGGUGAGGUAAUUCAAAGAGCAAACAAUACAGAGUAUGGUCUUGCAGCCGGCAUCUUCACAAAGAACAUAGACACUGCUAAUACUUUGACAAGAGCAUUGAAAGUUGGAUCAGUUUGGGUGAAUUGCUUUGAUAUACUUGAUGCUGCAAUUCCUUUUGGUGGGUAUAAGAUGAGUGGACACGGCAGAGAAAAAGGAGAGUACAGUCUCAAGAACUACUUGCAAGUGAAGGCUGUUGUUAUACCCUUGAAGAAUCCAGCAUGGCUUUGAGCAUCUAUAUCAUAGACAUCACAAUAAAUCAGGAUUUUUUUGAUAACGCGAUAAAAUCUUGUUUAUUUGUCAUUUAUACAUUUGAUGGUUUUUCCUUUGUAUUUUUAUUUUUUAUGCUUGAAAUUUUUUUCGAGUAUUAUAUUGAUAGUAGUUUGAUUUGUUAAUAA
Cicer arietinum (chickpea) is the source of this 1904-nucleotide messenger RNA. Its product is annotated as benzaldehyde dehydrogenase, mitochondrial. Lineage: Eukaryota; Viridiplantae; Streptophyta; Magnoliopsida; Fabales; Fabaceae. The record is from RefSeq and is a predicted model, not a curated record. Gene Ontology annotation, molecular function: oxidoreductase activity, acting on the aldehyde or oxo group of donors, NAD or NADP as acceptor.